Fusarium pseudograminearum CS3096 is the source of this 2238-nucleotide messenger RNA. RefSeq lists its product as uncharacterized. Gene Ontology annotation, cellular component: extracellular region. The transcript has a single exon. The coding region runs from base 1 to 2238 and encodes 745 amino acids. Lineage: Eukaryota; Fungi; Ascomycota; Sordariomycetes; Hypocreales; Nectriaceae. The record is from RefSeq and is a predicted model, not a curated record. Gene Ontology annotation, molecular function: cellulose binding; pectate lyase activity. Gene Ontology annotation, biological process: carbohydrate metabolic process.
AUGCGCUUUCAAGCUUCUUUCGCGGCCCUUUUGGCUGCUGCCGCUACAGCCUCCGCUCAAUCCGUCGCUGGAAAGGCGUACGGUUUCGCUGCUGGUGUCACUGGUGGUGAGGGCGAGGCUGUUACUCCUGCUACUGCUGAGGAGCUCGCUAAGCUUCUUGCUGAUGAUACCCCUCGUGUCAUUUACAUUGACAAGGAGUUUGACUUUACUGGUCAGACCAAGACUGGCCCUGGAUGUGAUCGCAAGAGCUGCAGCGCUUCCAACGGCGGUCAGCUUUACCUCGGUGAUCUUUCUUGCGGUGGCGAAGACAACGUUGCUGUGUCUUCCAUCACUUACGAUGCCGCUGGCCCUGAGCCUCUUCCUGUUGGAAGCAACAAGAGUAUCAUUGGUAACGGCAAGGCUGUCCUGAAAGGAAAAGGUCUUUCUAUCAAGAAGGGCUCCAGCAACGUCAUCGUCCAGGGCAUUGAGAUCACCCAGCUCAACCCUGGCAUCGUCUGGGGAGGUGAUGCUCUGGAACUCAAGGGUGAGAACGACGGUGUUUGGAUUGACCACUGCAAGUUCUCCAAGGUUGGUCGCAUGUUCAUUGUCACUCACUACGACGGCUCUCGCCUCACCAUCUCCAACUCCGAGUUCGACGGUGUCACCGACACUUCUGCUUCCUGCAACGGCAACCACUACUGGACCAUGAUGUUCUACGGUGAGGGCGACAAGGUCACUCUUGACCGCAACCACUUCCACGAUGUUGCUGGCCGAGCCCCCAAGCUCGGUGAGCCCGGCACCAACGGUUACUUCCACGCUACCAACAACUACUUCCAGAACAUGAAGGGACACGCUUUCGACGCUUACCAGGGUGCCAACGCCAUCAUUGAGGGUAACGUCUUUGAUGGUGUCGACCAGCCUGUUACCAAGGAGGCUGCUGGUAUCACCACCUUGUUCAUUCCUGAUGAGGCCGCUGCUGCUGCUUGCCAGUCUGUCCUUGGACGUGCUUGCGAGCCCAACUCUGUUACUUCCAGUGGUGACCUUCCCGUCAUGAAGGGUGAGAGCGGUCUUAACGCUGUUGGCAAGAACAAGGAUAACAUGAUUACUCCUGUUUCCGCCAGCGAGGUCGUCGCCCUUGUUUCUGGAAAGGCUGGACCCGCUGGUGUUGGUUCUGUCUCCGCUCCCGCCUCAGGUUCUGGAUCUGCUGAGACCUCCCCCAUUGCUUCUGAGACCACCCCCGAGUCUACACCCGAGUCCGCCCCUAGCCAGGAGGCCGCUCCCCAAGACGACUAUGAGCAGUCCGCACCUGUCGCUGCUGAGCAGGAUUGCGAUGAUGAGGCCGUCACCCAGGCUCCCGAGCCCACUGCUGCUGCCGACUGCGACGAAGAGCCUGAGUACUCCGAGUCUGCGUCCGCGCCUGCCGUUACCCAAGCUGCUGCUAGCGACUCAGAGGCCGAUUGCGAUGAGGGAUCUAAUUAUGAGUCUGCGCCUACUCCCAAGGAACAGGAGACCUCCACCCCUGUUGCUGACUGCGAUGAGGAGCCUGAGGCUGAGUCCAAGCCUGAAGCCCCCAAGCAGGAACAGACCACUAUCCCUGAGGCUGAUUGCGAUGAGAGCGAUUACGAUUCCCAGUACGAGACCAGAUCUGUCGCUCCUAGAGCUGUAGAGAACGCUCAGGCCGAUUGUGAUGAGGGAUCUGACUACGACUCCAAGCCCGUUGCCCCCAAGAAGCAAGAGUCUCCUGUUGCCCAGGCUGACUGUGACGAGGAGCCCAACUAUGACUCCGAGUACGCUUCGAAGCCUGCUACUCCCAAGGCGACUGAGGCAGCGACAAAGCCUGAAGCUCCCAAGGAGACCGCUGCUCAAGUCGACUGCGACGAGGAGGUUGGGUCUGAGUCCAAGCCUGUUGUCCCCAAGCAAACCGAGGCUGCUACUCCCGUCGUUGAUUGCGACGAAGAGGCCGAGCCCGUUGUCAAGGCUGAGCCCAAGCCUACCGCCGCCCAAAAGGACUGCGACGAGGAGGACGAGACUGUCGGAGCUGCCGCCAAGGACACUCCUUCCAAGGAGUCUGCUUCCAGCGGUUCCUCUACUGUGCAGAUGUACGGCCAGUGUGGCGGUGCCAACUUUUCUGGAUCUACCAAGUGUGCUGCUGGAAGCUCUUGCAAGAAGGUCAACGAGUACUACUCGCAGUGCCUCAGCCACAGCCGCGUUCGUCGUCACAUGCAUGUUUACGUCGAGAAUGAGGCUACUCAGCCUUAG